Molecule: messenger RNA, 2027 nt
Organism: Cantharellus anzutake
Lineage: Eukaryota; Fungi; Basidiomycota; Agaricomycetes; Cantharellales; Hydnaceae
Exons: 3
Coding region: 257-1861 (534 amino acids)
Source: RefSeq, a predicted model, not a curated record
CACUACCUUCCUAUUACGGAAGAACAUCGGCCUCAAAAUCUGAGGCCAAAAAGUCCCCUGAAAGCGACCCAGUAGCCCCCUACAAGGCUAUUAUGCCAAUGGGCACUGGUCCGAGAAGGGGCUAGGAGUCGGGUACCUAUGGAUGUACCUCCCGUCAAACGGAUGUAGUUCCCCAGUACCCCGGGUAAUCCCGAAAAGGAUUAGGCCUAAGAGCCAUGAAGCACUACCACAUGCCUCUCGUCCCACUCUCGUAAAAAUGGAGGCGCACCAGAAACUGGUUCCCUCCCACGCCGCAGGUGCAUGUACUACCCCUCCCCCACCACCUAGCCCAACCCACCACGCACUGCAAAACACUCCAACGGUGACCAGCACGUUCGAUGUGGAUAUGAUAGCUCACACCCUCGGGAAUGACCCCAUCCCCGGUGAAAGAGGAGAACAGAAAUCCUAUAAGGCUGUUCUUUCUUCUGAUACUUAUAUGUUACAACCACACAUGCCCCCCGUUACCACGCCUCCCCGCCCCCAGGCUCUCACAAGUUCUACAUCUGAAACUCUGAAACGCCUCCGGUCCCCGGAAUCUGCAAAAAUCCAAGGCCCUACUCUUGCCCCACCCCGUGUUAUGUUCCGGGUCCCUGCUAACACCGACGACCCUUUCCUUGCAAACUACAAUACCCCAGUAGCCACAACGUUACCCGCUAACAUCCACCCAAAUCCGGCUACAACUGAUACCAACAGCUCAACCGACCCUCCCUGCUUAACUCGCUUCCCUGCGCCCACGGACGCCCCCGCACAGGCCACUGCCACCGCUCUGAGACCCCUAGAUGACAACCCAGAUUAUAACUACAUCGACCUCAUGGGAGAGCUGGCCAACUUCCGUGCCCACGGAGCCCGCCCAGCUCGCAUCCUAGCAAACAUCGAUGAAACCCACUUCAACCAGUGGAUUACGACUCCGAGAGCAAUCCUAAUCUACCCCCUCGAUGCUAAACAUAGUCCUGAGAAUGACCACAAAACGAGGAACGACCUCACAAUCUUCCUAACCAGAGCCUUCCCCUUAUCCGCCCCCUUCAUCAAGGUCCGCCCCCCCAUUGCCAAAGGAUAUGACCCCACGGGGGCACCCUGGGGCUUCCUAAUCGAAGGUCUCCACCCCUCUCAUGCCCACCUUCUGGUGACCAGACACCUCUGGAUGAGCCGCUCUAUCUGCUUUAUCGCCAUUGAGCUGGCCACCUAUUGCCCGACAAGCUAUGUCGUGACCCUUAAAGACUUAGGUGCAAACCUCGAUGAAAGCGCAGUUGUCGCCAACGCGGUAUCCCAGAAAAUCCAAGAACCAAACUCGAUAUUCAAAACUUUCCUCGAAAAAGCUAACAUCGACAAGGAUGAUAUCGCGAGGAUUGCCAACAGCUGUGUUGCAACUCCAAGAGGAUAUGGCCCUGCCACCCACCUCUCCCGUCUCACCGCGAUGGAACGCAGGAUCCCCCCAACCAACAUCGACGCAUCGAUGUGGGAGAUCCACCUUCCAUCCCCCUUCUUCUGCGUCACGGACCGUGCCCCGGGAACUAUGAACAACAUACAUGACCAAUGGACUGGCCUCUUCAAACUCUCAACCUUCUCAGGCAACACAACCGGAAAUGGCCACGCUGUUGGUGGUCUAAUCUAUUGCCACACAUGCAAGGCCAUUGACCACAUCUUCUCUGUCUGCCCGAUCCAUGACCACUACACAUGGUGCGAGCUCAACCCAUCUGCUGGAAAGCCAGAACCGGGCCCCUCAACUCCCCAGUCCCCCCCACCCAACCGCAACUGGAAACCCCACGGAAGAGGCAGAGGAAAAGGAAGAGGCCUAGGCCCCGGCAACCAUGCCUGGUCCUAAUCUCUGUCCCACCGUAAAAUCCCAGCCAAGCCCUCUUCUCCUCCUCCUUCCCCAACCUCUAAACAGGAGGGAAUGUAGUCCGGCCCCCAAUCAGCCGCUAACUACCUGUAAAUAUAUCAUGGCCGCGUUUCAUUUCCCUUCAUUCUUUUCCUCUCCCCUAAAAAUA